GGGCUGCGAGGCAGAGCAGGAGGCAGCGGGCUCCGGGCAAAAGCGAUCCGCAAAAGCCGGGGGAUCGCAGGGGAGAGGAGAGCAGCAGGAGGAGGAGAGGAGGAGGAGGAGAAGAGGAGGAGGAGGAGGAGGAAGUCGGGGCUGAGCCGCUUCCUGUAGGCAGCGGGAUGAGCGCAGACAAAGCUGGGUGGGGACUCGCCGCUCGGGGCUGCUGCUGACCACCCUCCUCCUCCUCCUGCGGCCGCAUCCCUCCGGCCCUCCCUCCUCCAUCCCUUCCUCCAUCCUUCCCUCCAUCCAUCCAUCCCAGCGUCCGUCCGUCUGUCCGUCCCGCCGCCCGCCCGCCCCGCGGGGACCGGGGCACCGCCGCCCGCUUCCAGGCAGUGAAGGGCCAAGAGGAGCAGAGCUUCCCUUAGAGGCACAAAUCCCCAGAGAGAUCGGCUUCUGCGCGCCCCGGGAGCGCCCCUGGCCUGCCCAUGGCUAGCAACAACACUGCUAGCAUCGCCCAGGCCCGCAAGCUGGUGGAGCAGCUGAAGAUGGAGGCCAACAUUGACAGGAUAAAGGUGUCCAAGGCAGCAGCAGACCUGAUGGCGUACUGCGAAGCCCACGCCAAGGAGGACCCGCUAUUGACCCCCGUCCCGGCCUCAGAAAACCCCUUCAGAGAGAAGAAGUUCUUCUGUGUGAUCCUGUAAACCCUGGAGGAGCCUGACGGGCACUCAGGCCACCCUGAACACUGGUGUAGAGUUUUUAGCAAUGGGGACGACCUGCUGGUCCGCAGCAUUUAAACAAAAAUAAGUAAAAAACACGGCCUGGAAGCUACAGAGAUGUGCAUGUUUAAAGAACCUGGCCACCUUUGGGGGAAUCUGAUGAUCUGCAUUGCGAGGCAAAAGAUCUGAAGUCUGUAGAGUUGCCUAGAAAGAGAAAAACAAAACAAACAAAAAAAAUCCCAUGUAAAGAAUAAAUCUGUGUCACUUUUCCGCUCCCAAAAUCGUUUGAUCGUUCCGUAUUCAAAGCACCAGAGCUGUGCCGAGCAAAGUUAACUGCUAAGGAUGUGUAUAACCUUCUUGGAAUGGUAUUGUUGGUUUCUUUCCAAGCUAAUAUUUUUUGAUUUGUCAGAUAUAUAGCGACAGGUCAGGUGGCUGUGCCGUUACUCAGUGUUUGGUCUUGUGCUUUUUUCAUUUCUGGCUGUAGCGUAGCAGGAGGGGCUGGAGGGGACACGGGCAGCUCCGUGUGCCCAGCAAACCCCACUUUUUACCCAUUCUCUCUAUGGUUAGCUUUGGUUCUGCGAGUAGAAGUGAUUCCUGUGUCGUGCUUGGUGCCCCAUAGCCCUGUGAUGACAUUCAGUGGUAGUGCAUGAGAGUUGAAUUCCGUCCAUCCGCUCCACACUUUUUUUUCCAGCGUUUGGCACCACGUGCUGGUGGAGGAAGCCGUAGGGAGGGAACAGAGGCGAUUCUGAAAGCAAAGAGAGCUCCUGAGAUGCCUUAGACGUGCCUGAAAUACCUCCUGCCGUAGGGCAGGGGCCAGCCCGGCUGCAGGGCGAGCCAGAAAUCCGAAAAUCAAAGUCGAAAAUCAAACUCGACCGCUUCUCUCCGGGUCUUUCCUUCCUCCUACACCUCUGUGCCUCUGCCCUCCUCGCUUGGCCCUGCUCUUCCCCCGGGUCCUGGUGGCUCUUCCCUCCCUCGGGGCUGGUCUGGAAUGUUGCUGGGAUGUUGUUCCGUGCUGGGAUGCUGCCUCAGGGUGGGAUACAGCCCCGUGGUGGGAUGCUGCUCCAAAAUGGGAUGCUGCUCCUCCAUGGAAUGUUGCUCCACGUGGGAUGCUGCUCCACCAUGGAAUGCUAAUCCACCAUGGAAUGCUGCUCCAUGGUGGGAUGCUGCUCCAUGGUGGGAUUCAGCUCUAUGGUGGGAUGCUGCUCCUCCAUGGAAUGCUGCUUUUCCAUGGAAUGCUGCUCCAUGACGGGAUACAGCUCCAUGGUGGGAUUAUGCUCCAUGGUGGGAUGCUGCUCCUCCAUGG
Molecule: messenger RNA, 2007 nt
Organism: Prinia subflava (tawny-flanked prinia)
Lineage: Eukaryota; Metazoa; Chordata; Aves; Passeriformes; Cisticolidae
Gene: GNG2
Product: G protein subunit gamma 2
Exons: 4
Coding region: 474-689 (71 amino acids)
Biological process (GO): G protein-coupled receptor signaling pathway
Cellular component (GO): heterotrimeric G-protein complex
Molecular function (GO): G-protein beta-subunit binding
Source: RefSeq, a predicted model, not a curated record